Messenger RNA from Cyphellophora europaea CBS 101466, 2751 nucleotides. RefSeq lists its product as uncharacterized. The coding region runs from base 1 to 2751 and encodes 916 amino acids. The record is from RefSeq and is a predicted model, not a curated record. The transcript has 8 exons. NCBI's taxonomy places the organism in Eukaryota, Fungi, Ascomycota, Eurotiomycetes, Chaetothyriales, Cyphellophoraceae.
AUGGGGUUCUUCAAACUCGACAAGAUGUCGAAAAAGACGGAAACGGCUGAGACUACAACUGCACCUUCCGUACCAGGAUCUACUCAACCAAUACAUAAUCGUAUAGACUCCAGAGCAACCUCGAAUUCGACCUUCCAAUUUCCUGGUGGUGUGCAAACCCCUUACAGCAUGGCUCAAUUCUCCGCUGCAACCAGCGCCGAUGGCUCACGCUCCGUCAGUCCGGAAACACAAGCAGAUAUGGCUUCGCGAAGGGCAACACUGGGGCUUGUCAAGAAUCAAGUGAUGAUUAACUACCUCUACCAACAGCAGGGCAACAACGGCUGGCGGUCAGAAAAGGCUGGCCCCCAAGAGGGUGUCAUGCUCAGGGCCACACGCGAAGACUUCCUGAGUCACCCCGCCGAAAUGGUCGACACCCCUCUUGCCAGUGCUCUGAAGGCACUCAAUGUUCAGGCAGCCAUGACGAUAUACUCGCCCGUGAUUAAAAGCUACCUUGAAGCAUUUCCUCGAUCGACCGAUAUGCCUCUGCUCAACGGUCUGGCAGUCCAAGUUGUCAAGACCAUCGACGUUCUUGCGACGGCGCGGACUCAUCAAUUCGCUGCCGUUGUUGCCUCGGAGGCCUUGCUCAUCGUUUGGGACGAUGACGCCGUCAACAUGCUCUCGCGCGCUAAAACAAUCGAAUGGGAGCUCAUGCAGCUGCUGUGGAACUCCAAUCCCUUCGAAAGUGUCCGCGCCUCCAAGCUAGGAUCCCGGUUCGGCUCAAAACUCGAUGUUACCCUCAGCGAGAAAGAAGUUUCCUCCAACGUCUCGGACUAUGAUGAGGAAGCGGAAGCCAUCAAAACACGACCUACCAUCUUCAUCAACACAGUCCUGGUCUCGAUAGGCAUUGCUCUAAUCGUCACGUGUUUGGGACUUGGGCUCCGUGAGCUGGUCAUUGAACUACUAUUCGACUUAGGAUCACCCAAAAUGGAGGGCUCGCCAUAUAUCCGCUUUGCUCUCCUCAUCUUGACGCCUCUCUGGUUGUUCUUUGGCAUGUUCUUCUUCAAUGUCGUGGUCACAGUUGUAGCGGAAGUUAUCGGUCCAAUCUCACAGCUGCAAACGAACAGCAAGCACUACAGUGCCAAGACAGUUCCAAGGCUUACCCGCAACCUCCCACACGUUACUAUCCAGUGUCCCGUCUACAAGGAGGAUCUUGCGGAUGUCGUUCAGCCCACUAUUGUGUCAAUCAAGAAAGCGAUCUCGACUUAUGAGCUCCAGGGCGGCAGUGCGAACAUUUUUGUGAAUGAUGACGGUCUCCAACUGCUGUCAGAAGAGGAUAGGCAGGCUCGAAUCGGCUUCUACGCUGACAACAACAUCGGCUGGGUUGCUCGUCCUCCUCACAACAAGGAUGGCUUCGUUCGUCGUGGAAAAUUCAAGAAAGCCUCGAACAUGAACUUUGCCAUGGCCAUCUCCUGCGCGAUGGAAGACAAACUGCUCGAGCUUGACCGCGGCGACCAUUGGACAAGCACCGACGAAGCCGAGGCCACUGCGUGGGCUCUGGAGGAAGUCGUAAAGCAAGGUGGUGAUAUCGCCUGGGCUGAUGGCAAUGUUCGCAUUGGCGAUUACAUUCUUAUCAUUGACUCAGACACACGUGUUCCUGUUGACUGCUUCCUUGACGCUGUCUCCGAGCUGGAGAUGUCGCCCGAGGUGGCCAUUCUACAGUUCAGCUCUGGUGUCAUGAACGUCACUGGCAGCUACUUCGAAAACGGCAUUACCUUCUUUACGAAUCUGGUCUACUCUUCCAUCCGAUACGGUGUCAGCAACGGUGAUGUCGCACCCUUUGUCGGUCACAAUGCGAUUCUCCGAUGGUCGGCUCUACAGGACGUUGCAUUCGAGGAAGACGGCCGUCUCCAGUUCUGGUCUGAGAGCCACGUGUCUGAGGACUUCGACAUCUCGCUUCGCCUGCAAAUCAAGGGUUACAUCACCCGUCUUGCCGCCUGGGCGGGCGACGGCUUCCAGGAGGGCGUCUCGCUUACUGUCUACGAUGAACUCGCUCGCUGGCAAAAGUAUGCAUACGGCUGCAACGAGCUGGUAUUCCACCCAAUUCGCUUCUGGCUUGUUCGAGGACCCUUCACACCUCUCUUCCGCCAAUUCUGUGGCUCCAACAUGGCCAUCGCCUCCAAGAUCAACAUCAUCUCUUAUAUUGGCACGUACUAUGCUAUCGGCGCUGCCUGGAUCCUGACCACUGCCAAUUACUGCAUGAUAGGAUGGUUCAAGGGCUAUCUGGACAAGUAUUACAUCAGCUCAUGGAAGAUUUGGAUCGUCUUGGUUCUCGUCUUCAACAUCCUCGACAACUUUGCACGCGCUGUUCUCCGCUACCGAUCUGGCGAGCGUUCCUUCUUGGGUGCCCUUGGCCAGCAAUUCAAGUGGCUGUUCCUGCUUUACAUUUUCCUGGGCGGUAUCAGCAUCCACGUUUCUGAAGCGCUGCUGGCACACAUGUUCGAGAUCAACAUGACUUGGGGCGCAACUGCCAAGACUCUUGAGUUCACCAACUUCUUCAUCGAAGUGCCUCGUACAUUGCGUCGCUUCUGGUUCAGUUUCAGCUACUGCAUCUUCCUUAUUGCCGCCAUGAUCAUCCUGGCUGAGGCGCCGUUUGUGCCAUACAGUUGGCACAUUAAGAAUAUUGAGGCCAUCGUUCCCCUGUCGAGUCUGGUAGUCGCCCAUGUUCUGCUGCCACUGGCUCUCAACCCAGGCCUCAUGACUUUCGCGUGGUGA